Triticum turgidum subsp. durum (durum wheat) is the source of this 267-nucleotide messenger RNA. NCBI's taxonomy places the organism in Eukaryota, Viridiplantae, Streptophyta, Magnoliopsida, Poales, Poaceae. The record is from the annotation of a GenBank genome assembly.
AUGGCAGUCUUCACGAACAAUAUGGCUGUUGCCGUAUGGUUGGGGGCUCUCAUGCUCAUGGCAACCCUUCCCGCCUCAGAAGGAAACCCAGCCUUCAUUGGAUGUUUCGAGGUGCACCAGAACUGCUUCCCAGAUGACUGUCAGAAGAGAUGCGAGGACGAUCUUGGAAAAGAUACGUUAAGUGAAUGCCAGCGGGAUCAUGGCGUACUACAACCGUAUCCUGGGCUUCAGUGUUGUUGUUUUCGAAAGGACGGUAUCCGAAAUUGA